AUCGUGAAUCGAAUUUGAUAUUUUCACGUGACAACAAGAUCCUCGUUCGGUCAUCGAAUCGAAAACAUAGGAUCGAGUUUUCAACAUUGACGACGACUAGUUUGCCUCUUCGAGCGAUUUUCAACGGACGAAAUGGUGCCGACGAUGCCGCCUGAUUCGCAUAAAAUUUCGCUGAAGAUCAUCGAAGCGAUAAAACAACAUCCAGUUUUAUACAGCGCCGAAGUGAAAGGCUCCUCCAUCAAGCUUCAGGAAUUUCGACAGAAGGUUUGGAAGAGGAUCUCGGAUGAGCUUGGUCUUGAUCCCACCUGGGUAAGACUAAGAUGGAAAAACUUAAGAGAUACUUACUGCCGUAUACUUAAAUAUAAGAAUAAGACGGAGAAAGGUGUUCGUAGGAAGAAAUGGAUUUUUGAAGAUCAUCUUAGUUUCUUAAAAUUUCCGUAUGAAUUGGAUUAUCAACCUCAAAGUAUAGAAUUAACUGAAGACUACAUACAGGAUAUAAAUGCAGGUGGAAUUAGUUCUGAAGGUCUUUUAGAACAAUUAGAAGAUCGCAAUGAUGAGGACUAUAGUGAAUAUUUAGAAGUUUUAGAAGAAACAACCGCAGAUCCAGUUUUGGAUCGUGAUUCUAUGGAAUUAAAUGAUAAUGGCGAUAAUGUAGUGAAAAGUAUAGAGGUAGAAAACGCAGUACAACAUGAUAUUGAUUCAUAUGCUCAACAAAUUCAAUCAAAAUAUAGAAAAAUAAGACCAAAAAAAAUGAAAAUUGAUUCAUUGGAAGUGCCUACGACCUACAGUAUUUUGAAAACUUCAUCUUUUAAAAAUAAAACAAUUGAUACACCAAUUUUUGUUACUACACCAGUUGCAAAUAAUUCUGUAAAAAGUUCUUCUAAAGUUGAAGACACACAAAAUAAUUAUGACCAAGUCUACCUGGCCCCUGAAGGAAAAAGUAGUAUAGAACUUUUCUUUGAUAGUAUGGCACAAACUGUCAAACGACUCCCUCCAAAGGCUCAAGCAGAUAUUAAAAUGAACAUUUGUAAAAUUGUAACAGAAGCAGAGCUUAAGUAUUCUGGACGUAAUAUACCUCAGAGUACUCAACAAUUUAUUGCGCCACCUGGAAUGAUUCCAAAAUUAGUUCUCAUUCCGUGUAACAUGAUUGAUGGACAAAAUAACAAAGAUUGAUUAUUUAUAACAAUAAUUAUUUCUUUCAAAAGAAUUAUUGUGAUUUACUGUAAAUUGCUUUACUGUAGAUUGGUUUACUUUAUUACAAAAGAAGAGUAUUAUAAUAACAAUUAAACUGUGAAUAAGUUUAAACAUAAAUGAUUUUUGUAUUUAA
Frieseomelitta varia is the source of this 1327-nucleotide messenger RNA. RefSeq lists its product as uncharacterized. The transcript has 4 exons. Gene Ontology annotation, biological process: regulation of transcription by RNA polymerase II. The record is from RefSeq and is a predicted model, not a curated record. Bases 133 to 1173 code for a protein of 346 amino acids. NCBI's taxonomy places the organism in Eukaryota, Metazoa, Arthropoda, Insecta, Hymenoptera, Apidae. Gene Ontology annotation, molecular function: DNA binding. Gene Ontology annotation, cellular component: nucleus; transcription regulator complex.